Drosophila willistoni is the source of this 2291-nucleotide messenger RNA. RefSeq names its product cysteine--tRNA ligase, cytoplasmic (gene CysRS). Gene Ontology annotation, molecular function: cysteine-tRNA ligase activity; ATP binding. The coding region runs from base 61 to 2286 and encodes 741 amino acids. NCBI's taxonomy places the organism in Eukaryota, Metazoa, Arthropoda, Insecta, Diptera, Drosophilidae. The transcript has 6 exons. The record is from RefSeq and is a predicted model, not a curated record. Gene Ontology annotation, biological process: cysteinyl-tRNA aminoacylation. Gene Ontology annotation, cellular component: cytoplasm.
GCUGUUGCUCAUUCAUUUGACAGCGUUGCACGAAGAAGACCAAGAAUAUUAAACGAAACAAUGUCGAAGCGUGUUCAGCCGGCUUGGGAAGCACCGAAGGUCACCGACCGGGCCAAGUUGCGACUGUUUAACAGUUUAACCAGGCAAAAGGAGGAAUUUGUUCCAUUGCAGGGAAAUACGGUUACGUGGUAUAGCUGCGGACCAACUGUUUACGAUGCCUCGCACAUGGGUCAUGCACGAUCUUACAUUUCAUUCGACAUUCUACGACGCAUUCUUUCCAAUUAUUUUGGAUACAACAUUCACUAUGUGAUGAAUAUUACGGAUAUUGAUGACAAGAUCAUUAAGCGUGCCCGCCAGAAUCACCUAUUUAACGAGUAUGCUCAAGAGGCUGCCAAAUUGCCAUUGGAUCAAUUGCUGACAGAGCAAAAGGAAGUGCUUAAUCUAUUCCAGGCCACCUGCGCCAAAAACACAGAUCCCGAUAAGAAAAUAAUGCUGGACAAGACUUUGCAACGCAUGAAUGAUGCUGUAGAGGCUUUAACCAAGGCUGUUAGUCAAGGACAGGCGGAGAUUGUGUCGGAAAAGAGAACGAAUUAUCUAAAUGAGGCCAAGGAUCCCAUUUCGGAAUGGUUGGACAAACAGAAAGGUGCCCAAAUCAAUGAUAAUUCGGUGUUUGAAGCUCUGCCCCAAUAUUGGGAAGAUCAGUUUCACAACGAUAUGAAGUCACUGAAUAUUUUGCCGCCCGAUGUUUUGACUCGAGUCUCGGAGUAUGUGCCUCAGAUUGUGGCCUUUAUACAGCGCAUCAUUGAUAAUGGUCUGGCCUAUGCGGCAAAUAGUUCGGUUUACUUUGAUGUGAAUGGCUUUGACAAGCGAGAGAAACAUCAUUAUGCCAAAUUAGUGCCAGAGGCAUAUGGUGAUACCAAAUCACUGCAAGAGGGUGAAGGAGAUCUCUCCAUAGCCGAAGAUCGUCUAUCCGAGAAACGUUCGGCAAAUGAUUUUGCCCUUUGGAAAGCCAGCAAAGCUGGUGAACCCUGGUGGGACAGUCCCUGGGGUCGUGGUCGUCCUGGCUGGCACAUUGAAUGCUCGGCCAUGGCUUCCGAUGUUUUUGGCUCACAAUUCGAUAUUCACACCGGAGGUGUAGACUUGAAAUUUCCCCAUCAUGACAAUGAAUUAGCCCAGUCUGAGGCGGCAUUCAAUGAAGCCGAAUGGGUUAAAUAUUUCCUGCAUACAGGACACUUAACCAUAGCUGGAUGCAAAAUGUCCAAGUCAUUGAAGAAUUUUGUAACCAUUCAAGAGGCUCUGAAGAAACAUUCUGCCACACAAUUGAGGCUAGCAUUUUUGUUGCACUCAUGGAAGGAUACAUUGGACUACUCGGAGAAUACCAUGGAAAUGGCCACACAAUAUGAAAAGUUUCUCAAUGAAUUCUUUUUGAAUGUAAAAGAUUUGACGCGACAUGUUCUCUCUGAUGAACCAAGAAAACAAUUUGAUGCCUGGUCCGAGGUGGAGGCUGCUUUGCAAAAGAAAUUUGCCAGCUCUCAGGAGCAAGUGCAUGUGGCUCUUUGUGAUAACAUUGAUACUCGAAGUGCAUUGGAUGUGAUUAGGGAAUUGGUCUCAGCUUCAAAUGUCUAUAUACGCGAUAAUAAGACGCGUCUAAAUAGUCUAUUGCUACGUAAUAUAGCCACAUAUAUCACCGAUUUGUUGCAUGUCUUUGGUGCCAUUGCCGGACCACGUGGUGGCAUUGGCUUCCCCAUGAGUGGAGGCCAGUCUACAAAUGGCUCCAAUCAGGAUCUCGAGACUACCUUACUGCCCUAUGUUCAAUCGCUGGCCGAAUUUCGUAAUGUUGUACGGGAACAGGCUAAAGUCCUCAAGGCAUUUGAUAUUCUUAAACUUUGCGAUGAUUUGCGUGAUAAUAUUUUACCCAAUUUGGGUGUACGUCUCGAGGAUAAGGAUGGUGGUCAAUUUGCUGUCAAAUUGGUCGAUCGUGAUUCACUUUUGCGUGAACGUGAAGCCAAAUUGGCUGCCGAAGCGGAAAAAGCAGCCGAAAAGGAACGCAAAAAGCAAGCAGCCGCCGAAGCAGCAGCAGCCAAGGAGGCGCAACGUCGCAUUAAUCCCAAGGACUUGUUCCUUAGCGAGACGGAAAAAUACUCGGCAUUUGAUGAGAAUGGCCUACCCACUCAUGACAAGGAAGGCAAAGAAGUAAGCAAAGGACAGCUUAAGAAAUUGCAAAAGCUACAACAACAACAGGAACAGCGCUACAAAGAGUAUUUGGCAUCCGUAAAUGGAGCCUAGAUAUA